Melopsittacus undulatus (budgerigar) is the source of this 3300-nucleotide messenger RNA. It is a transcript of the gene TC2N, whose product is annotated as tandem C2 domains, nuclear. The transcript has 13 exons. NCBI's taxonomy places the organism in Eukaryota, Metazoa, Chordata, Aves, Psittaciformes, Psittaculidae. Gene Ontology annotation, cellular component: nucleus. Bases 251 to 1708 code for a protein of 485 amino acids. The record is from RefSeq and is a predicted model, not a curated record.
GCAGCAGCCACGACCGGGGCCAGGAGGGGCUGGGCGCCCUCCCGGCAGAACCACAGCCGAUCUCCAUCAGGCUCUGUAACUCGUGGCACACCCCGAUAUAGCAGUGUGGGACGUCGGUGAGAGUAAAUGGGAACACCGCAGCCAGGAAGGCUGUCUUGGGCUGUCUUGCUAAAGUUACUCUUCCGUUUGAUAGCUACACUGGAUCUUUGAUUGUGAUCUCCUCUAAAUUGCAACAUUGAAAACAACAGCAAUGGAAUGUAUAAAAGACUGCUGUAAAUGGUGUUUCUGCAUGGAAAAAGAAAAAAAUUCUCUUUCCAUGGUGAAGGAAUCUGAAGCAGCAGCCACAAGCAAGCCAUCUAUUGUAGAGAAGCCUCCAUUGUCUUCUGUGUCAGUGAAGCGUCAAGUUGGCUGUUCAGAGGAUUAUCUGCUCUCUAAACUGCCCCUGGAUGGUCAGGAGGUACCAUUUGUGGUUCCUCCAUUCAAAUUGGCCUAUGUACAACCGAAGAACCUUCCUAGUAUCUCAUAUGGAGGGAUUCAAGAAUCUGCCAGAGCCUCAUUUGGUGACCGGAAAGCAGAACUGCACAGCGUGUACCAGUGGCCCCACUAUGACGUGUAUAACCCAUUCUAUUUGGAGCAGCGGGUUUCGCCAGAUCUGAUUAGGCGCUUCCAAGCAAAAUCAGAUAAUAGGAAAUUAUAUGGAUCAGUUAGUGAUUUGAGAUCCAGUACUUUGCCUGGAUCAUUUGAUGUAAGUCGUUCAAUGUUUGAUCUCAGAAGCCCACCUCAUCGCUUCAUGAAGAGAUACGAUUCAUUAUCCAGUGUACCCAGCAGUACCUCUUCCAGGAAGGAUUCACAAGGCAGUAACAGGAGUCUGGAUACCAUAACAUUAUCAGGUGAUGAACGAGACUUUGGAAGACUGAAUGUGAAGUUGUGUUAUGUUUCUUCUGUAGAACAGAUCUGGAUCACAGUUUCACAUUGCAAAGACCUAAGCUGGCCUUCUAGCUGUGGGGAACAUCCUCGUAUCUAUGUCAAGGGAAUUCUCAUGCUGCCCAAACCAGUGCAUUUCAAAUCUUCUGCCAAGGAAGGGUGUAUUGAUAUGGAAUUUAUGGAAACUUUUGUAUUUGCUAUUAAACUGCAAAGCCUGCAGGCUGUUCGAUUGGUAUUUAAAAUCCAGACACAGACUCCCAGGAAAAAAACAAUUGGAGAGUGCUCCUUGGCACUGCGGGAGCUCAGCUCGGAAGAAUCAAGUCAUUGGCUGGAUAUAUCUCCUCCUUCCAAGGCACCUGUGUGCUGUGCAGAACUUCAAGUAGGAACUUGUUUUCAAGCAGUAAACAGGAGGAUACAGUUACAGAUUCUGGAAGCACAAAACCUUCCAGUUUCAUCUGCACCACUGUCUUCAAAUUUCUUUGUGAAAGUUGGAAUGUUUACUACAGAAGGGAUGAUCUAUAAGAAGAAGACUCGUCUUCUGAAGUCCACUAAUGGCCAAGUGAAGUGGGGAGAAAUGAUGAUUUUUCCAGUUAGCCAAGCUGAACAAGGAAUUGGCUUUCUCAUCAAACUAUACAGCAGAAGCUCAGUGAGAAGAAAACACUUCCUGGGACAGAUCUGGAUAAGUUCUGAUAGCAGUAACAAUGAAGCAGUAAAGCAGUGGAGAGAUACUAUUGCUAACCCUGAAAAGGUUGUUGUUAAGUGGUACAGCAUUGGUCCGUCUUGAAGACUGCAGAUGAAACUCAGGACUGAUUUUUCUACAAAAAUAUUCCUACACUGUUUAAAAUAGUAUAAAUAAAAAGAACAAUAUAAUCUAUACAAGUUCUUUGGAAGUUCUCCAAUACAUCAAUACCUCCAUGGUAACAAAGAAAACUCAGUUUCACCAAGAGGAAUACUGGCUAAAUAUUAUUAAGAGGAAAACUUAGGAACUGGAAAAGUGCUCAUUUGAUUUUAACAAAUCCACAUUGAAAAAUAUAUUUUUGUCCCUUUCAGGCUCCACAAGAGCACAGGAAUCCAAUCUUGGAAAGAAGCAGGUUGAAUCAGCAUCUUCUUCACUAGUCGCUGGCUCUAUCUUCAUCUGCAGUCUUGUCUUGGGCAGACUCCAAAGUUCACAGGAAUCAAUCCAAUCAGCAGCUUGAUCCUACGUACCUCUGAGCCUCUCGGGCUACACCCAUGCUGACACCUUUUGAUCAGAGUAGUGUGUGCCUGAGCAAGUGGGAAGGCUGUGGCAGUAAAAGACAUAAAGGGAACUUUGCAAUAAGGCAGUAUCCAAAGACCUCUCUAGUCUCCAUCUUUGAUGAAGGGUUAUUCAGUUCCCUGACAUGCCUGCAGCUUGUGUUUUUCCCAUCCUUCUCUCUAAAUAGAGUGAUUGAAAGAAAAGAGUUUCUCUGACUGUGAUCUUUGCAAGUAGGGCCCUCUAGACUUGCUGUGUUCAGGUGAAUUCUGGUUGGAAUCAAUGGAAUAAUACAAACAGGAAACCACCCUCCCUUGGAUUAGGGCUAAUAUUUUUAGACAAAUUUCUUGUAUAGAAUUCUUAUGUGUAAACCACUUCUUAUCUAAUCAACAAUGUUCUAGCAUUUGCUUACAUUGCUAAAACCCAGACUACCAUGUACGGAGUAAGCAAAUACUUACUGACAUAAGUGCUUUUUGAUAUUAAUUAAAAUGCAGCAUAGUAUGGAGCUUAGACUUUGUUUAAAAGAUGGGCUACUAUGCAGAAAUAUUUGUUACAUGUCUAGGAUAAUGAAAAAUUAUGUGUGGGAGUAUUUUUAUUCCUUGUUUGUAGCAAGAAAAAAUUACCAUAUUUUUAUUGCAAAUUACAUUUUUACCGCAAAAUCCUAUGAUUAUUUUUUCUGUCAGUCCCCAUAUUUUCAGGGGCUUAUUCACAGUUAUUUUUAAGGUGGGAAAAUGCCAUGUAUAUGAUUGAUCAUACAUACAUCUAAAAGCAUAGGCCUCUGCCCUACUUGAACUACGGGAUUUGAAAAAUAUAUUCUAUUAAAUCCACUGCUUACAGAUUUACUGUUUGUUGUCUGGACUGUACAAAUACAUAUGUUUGUAUAGACACUGAAUAAUUUUAGCUUUUUUUAUAACUUGAAUCCCAUUCAAGCAUUUGACAUGGACUAGAGUGGCAGUGAGAGCACUUGCUGCUUCAAGGCAAAGGAACAGCAGGGAGCAGAGAAAAUGCUGUUACAGGAAUGCACGUUGUAUUUAAAUGAAGAGCUCAGAGCAUCUUUAUUUUAACUUUUUUGACUCUGAGUAAGGGUAAAGAAAAAAUGGAAUUCCUUUGAUAUUUUUCUUUUAUCAGCUGAUAAUCAAAGCUUU